AUGGCUACUGAACAGCGCGCUCCCCUUCGUCUGGGCUCGACUGCCCCCAACUUCGAUGCCCAGACCUCCAACGGUCCCAUCAACUUCCACGACUACAUUGGCGAUAGCUGGGCCGUCCUCUUCUCCCACCCUGAUGACUUCACUCCCAUCUGUACCACCGAGCUCGGUGCUUUUGCUAAGCUCGAGCCGGAGUUUACUGCUCUCGGCGUCAAGCUCAUUGGUCUGAGCGCCAACAACGUCGACUCUCACCACGUCUGGAUCAAGGACAUUGACGAGGUCACUGGCUCCAACCUCAAGUUCCCCAUCAUCGCCGACGCAGAUCGCAAGAUUGCCUACUUGUACGACAUGCUGGACUACGAUGACAUCACCAACGUUGACCAGAAGGGCCUCCCUCUGACCGUCCGCACCGUUUUCGUCAUCGACCCCAAGAAGAAGAUCCGUCUCACCCUGACCUACCCGGCCUCUACCGGUCGUAACACCGCCGAGGUGCUCCGUGUUGUGCAGGCACUCCAGACCACCGACAAGAAGGGCCUUACUACUCCUAUCAACUGGCUCCCCGGUGACGACGUGGUCAUCCCGCCCAGCGUGUCCACUGAGGAUGCCGUGAAGAAGUAUGGCGAGGAGAACGUUCGCAUUGUCAAGCCUUACCUCCGUUUCACCAACGUCGGCAAGUAA
Molecule: messenger RNA, 675 nt
Organism: Talaromyces atroroseus
Lineage: Eukaryota; Fungi; Ascomycota; Eurotiomycetes; Eurotiales; Trichocomaceae
Product: Mitochondrial peroxiredoxin PRX1
Exons: 6
Coding region: 1-675 (224 amino acids)
Biological process (GO): cellular oxidant detoxification; cellular response to oxidative stress; cell redox homeostasis
Cellular component (GO): mitochondrion; cytosol
Molecular function (GO): peroxiredoxin activity
Source: RefSeq, a predicted model, not a curated record